AUGACAGUUUGUGGGCUGUACAAAGUGAACUCUACUGUAUUGAAUUCAUCUGCCUUAGGGCACACACCAAGAAAUAUUAGGCUGAAGCGUGCACGGUCUCGAAGUCCGUCUCCAGCGAUGGAGAACGGCAAACUGACGGCCGCCCAGUCAAUGGAAUCUGUUGAUAACGCUGCAACAGCAUCCGCGGUUCCAUCGACGCAGGUGCGUACGCUGUUCGUUUCUGGUUUACCAAUGGAUGCUAAACCUCGAGAACUGUAUUUGCUGUUUCGUGCAUAUUCGGGCUAUGAAAGCUCGCUAUUGAAGAUAACCUCAAAGAAUGGUAAAACAGCUUCACCAGUCGGUUUUGUGACAUUUUCGACGAAGGCUGAAGCUGACGAAGCUCGUAAGGCGCUACAGGGUGUUCGGUUUGAUCCGGAUAAUGCGCAAACAAUUCGACUUGAAUUGGCCCGGAGUAAUACGAAGGUAUCAAAACCGAAGCAGAUAUCUCCUCCGAUAAUACCAAAUGGUCCACCAGCUUUACCGCAUCCUGUACUUCAGGCUGCAACGGCUUCACAGUUUGUUAAUUCCUUACCUACCUCACAUGCACAUGAUCUUGCCACCGCAGCGGCAGCUUGUCUUGAUCCUCAUAACAUAACGCAACUUUUUAAUGAACCACAGUUAUUAGCGCUGUCUACCUUACCACAGUUUACUCAGACACCGCUUUUAUUCCAUUCUGCAGCCGCUGGGCUUCAGCUACCACAGGUGACAACAAAUGCUGCAGCAAUGUUUCAACCAAACGCAGCUGCAUUAGCUCAACUAACUGUGGCAUCACAAGCUGCGGCACAGUUGACUGUAGCGCAGCAAGCUGUUGCUGCUGCGGGUGUAGCUGGAAUACCAAAUGUGGCAUGUUCAACGUUAUUUGUAGCAAAUCUUGGUCAGUCAGUUAAUGAGGAAGAGUUGAAGCAGCUAUUUCGAACUUUUCCCGGGUUCUGUCGUCUAAGAAUGCACACAAAAGGCGGGUCUUCAGUGGCAUUUGUUGAAUAUUCCGACAUAAGACAAGCUACACAGGCAAUGGCAGGUUUACAGGGUUAUCAAUUACCCAGUUCUGAUCGCGGUGGUAUGCGGAUUGAAUAUGCAAAAAAUAAGAUGGGUGAUAUUAGUGGUUGA
Enterobius vermicularis (human pinworm) is the source of this 1146-nucleotide messenger RNA. The record is from the annotation of a GenBank genome assembly. NCBI's taxonomy places the organism in Eukaryota, Metazoa, Nematoda, Chromadorea, Rhabditida, Oxyuridae.